AUGUUCUUCGAUGUGGUCGAUAUGACCACGGCGUACAUUCAGUACAUCACGCUGCUGCUGAACUUGUCCCCCGAGUCACUCCCAUCCUUCUACAGGGAGCCUUUUGUAGUCAUUCGGUACGCGGUCUUUGACUCGUAUCGGAAGGUGGAGGAGGUGCAGCGGUAUAAUAAUCCCCUCCGUGUUGACCUGCCAGACUGGCUCCCACUGGACAUUCGGCUGCAGUACGUCUGCGUCGCCGUCAUAGGGCCACUGGCUCUGUCAACCGUCGGACUGCUGCUCGUGUACGGCAAGCCCGCCUACUUGUGGUUCGUGUGCCUCCUCUCCACCCUCUUCAUGUUUCUCUUCGGCUUCAUCGUGCUGGCAAACAUGGCCGACCUCACCUUUCCUGGAUCGUCGCUGCCGCCCAAGUCGACCCUCAGCAGUCUUGGAGGCGUGGGUCUGCCACUCUUUGUGCUACUGCUAGCCGUGGGUCUUGUUAGCAUGGGUCGCGCCCGUCUGCGGCACCUGCGCAGGGACGCGGUGGAGCUGGAGAAGCUCAUCGACGAGGAGCGACAGCGACGGGAGAGCCUGCCCAUCACGCAGCAACUGGUGGACCGCCAGGGGAUUGACCUUGUCGCCGUGGCAGCGGAGCGGGUCCAUGCCAAGCGCCGCGAGUACCGCAUCACCCACCUCGAUGCUGAGGAUGUGCUGUGGCAGGGUGCGUUUGUGUUGGUGCUGUUGAUGGGGAGUCUUGUGCUGCUUGGCGCGAUACCAAUUCCAGCAAUGCAUUAUAUGCAGCAGAGUAUCGUCUUCAAAGUACUCGGAAGCAUCACGGCUGUGCUCUUCGCCUUCGCGACGGUAUGGUGGACCAUGAGCCUCUUCACGAAAGGGCGCCAGUACCUGUACGUGUGCAGCACUGCCUUCGACCUCCGCGCACUCAGCCUCAUCAUGGUGGUGGCCUCCUUGCUCUACAUUAGCGUCGUCACUCACUUUAUUUCGAUCGUCUACUGCAUGCCGCUGACCUGCGAGGCUGGAUCACGAAUGCCGCACUCCGCCUCCCUCUUUCCGCCGCUCUCCUACGCGACGGACGGAAACAACAUCAGCGACGACUUGUCGGUUGCCCGGUGCCUGUCGUGCGACUUUCACAGCUACCCGCAGAAGUGCUCCACUGCCCUCCAGGAGAACCUGUGCGCCACGUCGCAUCAGCAGUCCCGACUUGUCUACGACACCCGCGUGCCAUGCGACAGCAUGGACGGCUUUUACAUCGCAAGCGGCAUCUUGGUGUUUACGUUCUACAUUCUCUUUCUGCCCUACUUGCAGUUCUACGUUGCGCAGUACGGUGUACGUAUGCUGCAGGACGCUUACCCGCUAGAGCAGCGCUACCAUGACGUCUUCACCCCUGAGGAACUGUACCUACAGAAGGUGCUGUUCUCUGACAAUAGCGCCGCCUUCGCCUACCGCGCCUACAAGCCGCAGUUCCGCUUCUACCGACUCUCCUUCUUACUGCAGAAAAUUAUCCUCGGCGUCGUUGGCUGCGUCAUGCAACGCGGCCAGCAGCGACGUAUUGCUUGGGUCGGCAUGUUGUUCUUCCUGGUAGUCCCGCUCAUCGCGCUGAGCUGUGCCGUGUACCUGCAGCCGUUCUCGCGGCCCACCGAGGCCAUCUACUUCCCCUCGCUGCAAGCAAUGGUAAGCGUGUGCAGUCUCGUAUUCCUUGCCGCCUGGCACUUCGGCAGCGCGGCCGUCCCGCUUGCCGUGUGGAUUAUUCUUCCGCUUGCCCUCGUCGGCGUGCCUGCGAUAACGCUGGGUGUCGGCACGGUGCUGUCGCUGCGUGAGGAACGUCGCUGGAGCGAUAUGCUGGAGAAGAGACUUGCGCAGGGAGUGACGGUGACCUACGCGAGACCGGGUGCGUCCGUGCAGCAAGCGCAGAGCAGCAAUCCACCUCAGCCCAAACCGCGCGUCGGUCUGGUUGCUGGCAUCAUGGAGGCAGCGACGCGUAACAGCGACGCCGGGGUCGGAGACAGCGACACGAAGCAGCAGCCGUCUCGGGAGACAAGAGACGCGAAGAAGCCGGCGGAAGACAGUGAUGGCGAAGAAUUGUGGCAAUGCGGCCCUGGCGACGGUUCACGGAGCCUGAUCACCUUCAGCGACAGGCCUCUGGCGUCGGCAGCCGCAGCAGGUGUCGCCGCGGCCACAGAUGCAAGGGUGGCGGCACUCCCGCAGCACGACAACCCCGAUAGCGAUUUGCUUAGCCGAACAAGCGCAGCCAUGACGUUGAGCCCCGCUUUCCUGACGGCUCGUCAUCAGAAACCGGGGGCAGAGAAGUCCCCAUCACGGCUACCGGCAUCCUCGUCCCCCAUGGAGUACGCGCGCUGCCCUUCGCUGAGUCGUGACAAGACUACGCUGGCACCUACGUUCCUCCCGAGUACUCCUACCACGCUUUCUACCCACACCUCCAUAAGGACGCAGAGCGCCCGUACCCGUCAAGGACUAUCAGCGCUCCUUCAGGCACGGACGUGGUGGGGUUCCCUCAAGGCGUUCAGCCUGAUCGCUGUCGAGACGGUGGCAGCGCCGUUUCUUCUCUUCCGCCACCGCAAUCAGCUGCACUGCCACGAUGUUGGCAGGGACGACAAGCGGGGCGACGAGAUGGUGAGCAUUCGCGGUAGUGAUUGGGGCGCAUCCAUGCCCGCAGCAGUGGGACCAUGCGCCGAGCCUAAAGGGCAACAGCAGCGUCGCUCGGUUAUUGUGGGGAAACCCUCCCUUAUUGUGAGCCUGGCAUCGCUCUUCCAGUGCGCUGGGCGGUCCUCAGCGGCGAAUCCUGCUGUGGUAAACACUGGUCAUCGUGGCAGCAGUGCUUCCUCUGACCAGCCAACAGGUUGCGCCUCAGAGAAGAAGCCAGGGCGGCGUCGGAGGGCCUCGCUCCAGCCACAUCAGCAGAGCGCUACGCACAGCACCAAAGCCGCGCGUGAGGAUGCGGGAAGCGGCGCUGCAGGCGCGCUCCGCGACAGCCUCCCUGCCUUGGCCCCUCCAGCGGUCGCGAACACGGCGCCUGCAUGGCCAGCGAGCGGGCGGCAGCGAAGGCGACAUAGCGCAUCCUUUCUAGUCUCUUCUUUCUGCGCUCAGCUAGUUCAGUUGUGGCCUGGGCAGCCACCGCGAGCCGUGGACAAUCGGGUCGGCGUCACCGCUGGGGAGUACGCGCGGGAGGCCACGGUGGUGUUCGUUCCAUCCCUCUUCUUUGCGCCGCAUACGCCUGCGACGUGGCGGUUUGCAAAGGUGCUGUCUCGCAUACACCACCCCGGCGGGCAUCGGCGUUGGAGCAGCAAGGGCGACGCCAAUGCUGCUCGUGCUCCUCACUCAGCAGCUACGGCGCGCCCCUUCUCCAGCUCUCUGACCAGUGCCCUGGUGGAUGUACCGCUGCCGAGGAAGAGGACGUCAUUGGGGGAGGAGGGGUCAGAGGCCUACUCGUUACCGCCGUGGGUCCCCAUUUGGCCCCACUUGUCUCCCAGCGACCCGGUGCCAACCGUAUCCCCGUCGUUACCGAGGCACCUCGAUGAUCGCCCUUCAGGUGGCACGGCAAAUCACGACGACGGCAGCGCGCGUUCCUCCGGUUGCAGGGUAGUGCCGAGUCGUCUGCAGCAAGUGAUAAGGAAGAUGAUGCGCUGCCUCUCAUGCAGUCUCGUGCGUGGCCCACGCGCAACUGAUCGUAGCAGCGGCGGAAAUGGGGGUGUGGGUGAGGUACUUAGCUUCGCCGAGGUUUACGCUCGGCGGCAGGCCUGCGCCCGCGAUGUCACACAAAGCGGGCUCGAGCGUCUGUGCACGGCGCAAGAGCUGCAGCGGCACCGGCACAAACGCUUCCGCAAAGCGUUUUGGGGAAACCCGACGGAUGCAAUGUUCGGCGUCGUCGACGUGCCAGGGAGCAUGCCGCCGUGGAGUUUGUUCUGCAACGUCUCCCUACCGCCAGUAACCCCCACCGCCUUGCCAACCACAGCCCAGCGGCAGCCGCAGCAGCGGACGAUGGCGUCGCUCCAGAAUCAGUACUACGCCCAGCUCGUGGAAGAGCAGCAGGACGCGGACAUGCCGAAAAAAUCCGGUGGCACAAUAAGCAACCGCAGCGCCUCGCUUGGCACAGAAAGAGGAACCGGCGCAGCUGCGGUGCGGUACCGCAAGCGGGGCGUGGCCGCCGAGUCUAACUCGCCUCUCAGGUCCAUGACCUGCGCAUCCCUUUCUGCGGCGAUGAACUUAAACUUCUCGUUGCCAGUGCACCCGGUCCGCGCGGCCGCCCGUGAGCGCCAGGCCGCCGCCGUUCUUCUUCAACAAGAGCGCAGCCAGGGGACGGUGCCUGUGUCGCUGGACACGGAGAUGCGCGAACCAGACCCCGGCAAGAAGCGCGGCGGAUACAAAGGAAGCAGCGGCGAGCUCAACGUCGAGGAUGUGCACUACGACGGCUGCCGCAACGGCGUGUCAGUGGACCUGGAUGACUCACUCCUCUCCAGCGAGGCGGGCUGCGGACAGAGCGCUAGACUUGCAGGCACACUACACUGGCUGGAGAAGUGGGGACCAGUGCUGACGGAGCUGCUCUACGAAACCGCCAAGGACGAUGAAAAGCACGUUGCGACAGAGAAGCGAAGAACGAGUGGCACUACUGAUAGCAGCGCCAGCAGCGAUACCAGAGGUAAUGGCAGCUCCCCCUCGACGGACGCGGCUGCGCGAGUUAGACCGGACGCGUGGGACACGGAGAGCCAACAGCAGCGGCGAUCGAAAUGGGCGAGAAAGGGCUGGCUGAUGCGACUGCUGCCGAGCAACUGGGGAUCGACGUCGAGCAAGUCUGCCCGGCCGCGUGGUGGCGACAAGGCCGGGCAUCAGAAGCGGUCUUUUAACAGUGACGACCAGGUUUCGCGGAGAAGUGGCGCUCACCACAAGCCACCGCCACCCCCCUCGCUGUCUUCGAUGCGCCGGCAGCCCUCCAUGCUCCUCUCACUCAUGACAGGCAACGUGUAUUGUCAGACGAGCAAGUCUGGCACCCUCUCGGAGGCCUCCGUAGCCGGCAGCGCGACGCGAGCACCGCAGGCUGCCGUCCCCGAAAUCGUCCCCGGCAACAGCCGCCGCUCCUCUUCGCCGUUCUCCGUCUUUGGGGCGAACUCCUCCUCCUCCUCCUCCUCAGGUGAGGGCGCGGCGUGGCCGUACAGGCAGUAUCCAACCACCCUGCACACGCCCAAUGGCGACUGGUUGAACAAAGCGGAGCCGGCGGUGGUGACUAAGCGGCUCAACCCCGCCUCACAGCCGCACUCGAACUCCGCAAUCCCGACAGACCCACUCAUUCAGCAGCUCCGCUCCCUCUACCUACUGCGAGAGCGACUGAAGGAGUCGUACUGGGAACAUCGAGAGCAGCUCAAGGCUGUACAAUCCUACAUCGACUACGAGAUCAACGAGGCGGUGCGGCGCGUGCUGAGCUUUCUCUUCAUGGUGCUUGGCGUUGUCGCCACGAUAGCGUUGGUCCUCGCCCUGUGCGGCAUGCUGCACACGCUGGACUGGGCCUUUAUUAACGGUGUGCAGCGAUCCAAUGGUGCGCUGCGGUAUGAGCUGGCGGGGUACAGUAGUUGGGACAACUUUACGCACAACUGCUGCUGCAUGGCCGCAACAGACGCAGCGGCGCGCUACCCGUACUACGCCCUGGAUGUGGAGAAUUGGGUCUGCGCCAACGGUAUCACAAAGGAACGGGUGCGGCGUGAUGGGUACGACGAUCUCAUCACAGACGGGUACGCGGUGCGUGCGCUCUGCGGAAUGGAGUUCAAGAACAACUGCAUGGUGGUGGUGGACCAGGGAGUUGCCACGCUAAAGGGCUGCGACGCCGCCGUCGUCUCUGAGAAGGCCAUGCAACGGUGGUAA
Molecule: messenger RNA, 5862 nt
Organism: Leishmania braziliensis MHOM/BR/75/M2904
Lineage: Eukaryota; Euglenozoa; Kinetoplastea; Trypanosomatida; Trypanosomatidae
Exons: 1
Coding region: 1-5862 (1953 amino acids)
Source: RefSeq, a predicted model, not a curated record